Molecule: messenger RNA, 1182 nt
Organism: Penicillium manginii
Lineage: Eukaryota; Fungi; Ascomycota; Eurotiomycetes; Eurotiales; Aspergillaceae
Product: ankyrin repeat domain-containing protein
Exons: 2
Coding region: 1-1182 (393 amino acids)
Cellular component (GO): cytoplasm
Molecular function (GO): protein binding
Source: RefSeq, a predicted model, not a curated record
AUGGCGUACGGUGGAGACCCUGCCACAAAAACACUGCAUCCUGAGCAAUUCGCGGACGUCAAUACCCAAGGAGGCCAGUAUGGAACCGCUCUCCAAGCUGCGGUACGCGAAGGCGAUGUAACAGCUGUGCAGAUGCUUCUUGAGAAAGGCGCGUACGUCAACUCUCAAGGAGGCCAGUUUGGAACCGCUCUCCAAGCUGCAGCACACGAAGGCGACACAGUGACUGUGCAGAUGCUUCUUGAGAAGGGCGCGGACGUCAAUGCUCAAGGAGGCCUAUAUGGAACCGCUCUCCAAGCUGCGGUAGACAAAGGCGACAUAGCGACGGUGCAGAUCCUUCUUGAGAAGGGUGCGGACAUCAAUGCUGGAGGGGGUCUCUAUGGGACCGCUCUUCAAGCUGCGGCGCGGAGAGAAGACGCAUCCACUGUGCAAAUGCUUCUUGAGAUGGGUGCGGACGUCAAUGCUCAAGGGGGUCUAUAUGGAACCGCUCUUCAAGCUGCGGCGCGGAGAGAAGACGCAUCCACUGUGCAGAUGCUUCUUAAUGGGGGCGCGGACGCCAACGCUCCGGGCGGCUACUAUGGAACUGCUCUCCAGGCUGCGGCAUGGGGAGGGAAUAUAGCGACUGUACGAAUGCUUAUUGAGAAUAGUGCGGACGUUGACGCUCAAGGAGGCGAGUAUGGAACUGCUCUCCAGGCUGCAGCAGCAAUACCAGAUGACUCGGGGGUUCUGCGAGCACUUCUGGAGGAGGGUGCGAACGUAAACGCCCAAGGAGGUUAUUAUGGAAAUGCUCUCCAAGCUGCGGCACGCGAAGGCAAUAAAUUUACUGUGCAGAUGCUUCUUGAGAAGGGUGCGCAUGUGAAGGCUCGAGGGGGCUAUUAUGGCACUCCUCUGCACGCUGCGGCGGCGAAAGGGGACAUGGCGGUUGUGCAACUUCUUCUUGAAAAGCAGCCGGAGAUAAACGUCCAGGGUGGUAGCGCAGGGCGGACACCACUUCACCUCGCGGUCGAAGCCGGUGCUGUGUCCGUUGUGGCUCAACUUCUCAAACAAGGUGCGAUUGCCGAUAUACAUGACCUUGACGAUGUUACUCCACUACAUCUUGCGAUGAAAAAACAUGACUACCAAACGAGCUCUGAUAAUUUCGAUGAUAUCAUGGCAUCGGAAAUUGAUUCUAAGCGACUUUUGUGA